AUGAAUUGGAUUGUUUUGAUUUGGCUCUUGGCUGUCACACAUGUCUCCGUAAAUCAUGUGUACUGUGCUUCUCGUGAUCGAGCGGGCCGCUUCAUGCUUCAUUUGGUACGAUAUUCGAGAUAUCACGAAACAUUGCGUGGACUCGAUGCACUACACGACCUUAUGAGUAGCGUCAUUCGGUUGCUUAAGAACAUAAACAAGAGAUUCGGCUGUGCUCUGA
Messenger RNA from Opisthorchis viverrini, 220 nucleotides. RefSeq lists its product as hypothetical. The transcript is spliced from 2 exons. NCBI's taxonomy places the organism in Eukaryota, Metazoa, Platyhelminthes, Trematoda, Opisthorchiida, Opisthorchiidae. The annotation marks the transcript as partial. The record is from RefSeq and is a predicted model, not a curated record.